Messenger RNA from Racocetra persica, 276 nucleotides. The record is from the annotation of a GenBank genome assembly. NCBI's taxonomy places the organism in Eukaryota, Fungi, Glomeromycota, Glomeromycetes, Diversisporales, Gigasporaceae.
GGUUUUUACCGACAAAGGAAUUCUUGGAAUUAUUUCUGAAAUAUGGAAUCGAAAUACUUCCAAAUGGAAAAACUGUUAAAGUUGAAACGGGUCUUUUUAUCAACAAUGCUUUUGUCGAAUCCGUAGAUAAAAAAUGUUUCGAAACUAUCAAUCCAUCAAUCGGAAAAGUGAUUACAACUGUAUCAGAAGCUUCUUCGAAAGAUGUUGAUUUGGCAGUCGAAGCAGCCACAAAUGCCUUUUAUAAUGUUUGGAGAUUUGUUGAGGGGAAAGAACGUG